AUGUACAUUGAUGAAGAUCAAUGUUUCGGAACAUUGACAGGUUUGAAAUCAGGUAUUCUUCUUUCACCAAUCGCAAUAAUUAAUCAAAAAAGUAGACAUUAUCUAUCUCGAAAAUUAAUCGUUCCCUUUGGACAAAUUCAAGCAAUCAAGAAAUCGGAUGAUGAUCAUCAAAUUGUGACUAUAGAACGAAAAUCAUCAUCAUUUAUUCAUGAAUAUUUUGUUUUUAUUUUGAAUGAUCGAUUACGUAUUCUUCAACCAACUGAUAGUCCAACAGGUUGGCUCUAUUUAGCAUUGUUACAUGCAAUGACAUCGCAUCCUUUACCCGACCAAUAUACGGGAAUGACUGGUAUGGAACGUUCUUAUCAAUUGUUGCAUUCAGCAGGUUGUUGGUCUGAUCAACCUUAUGAUUCAAUUACACGAAAUAUUCUUCUUCAAAUUGCAACUAUUUCACCUAAAGUUAAUUUUUAUCCCGAACAUCUAACUUGUAUGGUAAAAAUCGAUUGGAACGAGAAUAGUUUACCAUACUCAAUGCAACAUUUUGGUUAUUAUUUGAUAGUAAAAAAAUUAGUUGAAGCAAGUGAAGAAUGGAAUUUCAUGUAUCCAUCAUUCAUCUCGAAUGAUGAAAUAGAAAAACUCUUUCAAAGCAAAACAUAUAAUGAAAAAUUAUUGGCUAAACUCUAUUGGGACUAUCGAGAUUCGUACAAUCCUACAGCUCGACUAUCUACACAGACGGAAAAAGAAAUUUGUUGCAUAAGUUCGACAGAAUCAUAUGAACCAAUCUGGGAAAGUUAUUCAUAUUCAACGAAUUAUAAUUCUCUUGAUCUUGUAUAUUAUUUAUAUGGUAGUGGAGACGUAAAUUUAAAAGAUAGUAAAGAACUUAGAUGUUUUCCUUUGUCUCGAUGGCUUAAAGAUGAAUAUCAACUUAAAAAUAUUUGGAUUGGUUUGUUUAAAUUCGCCGAGCAGCUCAACACGAUCGAAAGUGAUCAUAAAAAAGAUGAUAUUGAACGAUUUGAAAUGUUAUUAGAUUUUCUGCAUUACAUUACAGGUAAAUGUUCUACUCAACCAUUUUAUUUGCAGAUGCUUAAAUCCAUAUUGAAAGUACCAAAUUUGCCAUUGAAAUCUGUUUCAUACCCUGAAUUUACUCGAUAUACAAACAUUCAAGACAGUUCAUUCCAAUCUUAUCGUAUCAAUCUAGGAAAUAUGGGUCAUUAUAAACGAAAUAUAGUUUUACAAGAAAUUCAAGAUUGUUUUGUUAAAAACUGUACUUAUGAAAAUAAGAAUCUUCCGGAAAUGCGAAAACUAAGCAGUCGAACGUAUGAAAUCAACAGGUUACUAGAAUCUUGGCGAGAGAAUAAAAAACUUCGUUCGUUUUUAGAAAAUAUUCAAAAUCAUUUUCGUUCUAUCACAAUUAUUCCAUUGAAUAUCAAUAUGUCUGUUAGUCCUCAACAAUUUGAAUUCGAAUUAUUUGAAAAACAUUAUCAAAUCCGUCUUAAUCUGACAGAUCAACUCAUCAAUCAAAAAUUGUUGAAGAGUGCACAAGAAAAAUUUCUACAUCCUCAUUCAAAUUAUUUUAUUAAACCAAAAAUGUGUGUUCCAAUCAUAAAUGAGCAAAAAGAAUUUCCACAACAAAUUUUUCCUUCUGCUGACUCUCAAGUCAAUCCUCUCAAUGAUAUUGCAAAUUAUUUUAAGGAACACUUAACUGAAAGUUGGAAGAAAUUUAAUUUGACUGAAGAAUAUGAAAAAGAGUUUCCAUCGAUGGAAGAAAUCAAUCAAUUUCUUGAUUCUUUUCGUCAAGAAUCCAUAGAGUGGUGGGAUGAAUUAGUAAAGUCCAUUACAAUAACAAACAAUUUGCUGGUCAAUAUGGGUUUAGUAUCACGAAUCUUACCGACAACUUUGAUAUCUGUUUUUCAACAAAUAUGGUUAAAUGAUAAUGGAUCAAAUAUAUUAUCCGUACAGUUGACACUUGAACAACGUACACUACUUGGUGGAAUAAUGGUUAAUUGGAUUGUAGAGCAGCAAAUCGAGAGAGCUUUAAAUCUUGCCAAUCAAGAAAAGUGGGAAGAUUUUGAAAAAGAAAUAUUAAACGUACCUCAUACUAAUUGGACACCAUCAGAACAUGUUCCAUGGUUAAUACUAGAACUUGAAAUGAAUAUUACAAUUCGAGAAAUACAAGUUCAAGUAACACGUCAUAUGAUACAACCAAUGUUAAACGAAAAUAACUCUUCAGUACGAAAUAUUGUAAUGCAAAUGAAUAUGGGUGAAGGCAAAACUUCAGUUAUUUUACCAAUGUUAGCACUCAGCUUAUGUUCAUCAUCUUCGAGUUUAGUUCGUAUCAUCGUAUUGAAAGCAUUAUUUCCAAUGAAUUAUCAAUCAUUACGAUAUAAAUUAGGUGGUCUACUAAAUCGACGUGUAGCGCCAUUUGCUUGCCGUCGUGACAUGAACUUUAGUUAUGCACAAGUGAAUCAAAUUUCCGAUCGUCUCAAACAAGGAUUACACAAUUUGGAUAUUGUAUUAACAUCACCCGAAGAUGUUUUAUCUUUUGAUUUGCUUACAAUAGACAAAUGUCGACGAAAUGAAUUAGAUACUGGUCGUUCAAUGCUGUCGAUUCAAAGUUGGAUGAAAACAUUUGCUCGUGACGUUUUAGAUGAAUCUGACGAAAUUUUACAUGUUAAAUAUCAAUUAAUUUAUUCGAUCGGUCGUCAACAACAGGUUGACGGAGGUGUAGAACGUUGGAAGACCAUUCAAUAUGUACUGAAUUUAGUCAAACAACAUGCUGCGAAUAUUGCACAGCAAUAUAAUGAUGAUGUUUUUUACAAAGCAUCAGACCGUCAAAGUAGUUUUCCAGAAUUACGUCUGCUUAAUCAUCGACCAUUUUUAGAAUUAUGUCGAAGAAUAGCAAAUGAUUGGAUAAAUCAAAAAAGUUACCGUCAACUAGAUCAACAACUUAUUUUAUCAUUCAUAUUGGAUACGAAUUCAUCGGUCAAUAGUCUAGUCGAUCAAUUUCCUCAUAAUACAAUUCAGUUAUUUUUGAUUAUACGUGGUCUUUUAUCAUCUGAAGUGUUAUUUGUUGGCUUAAAAAAAACGUUAUCGUGUUAA
Molecule: messenger RNA, 3096 nt
Organism: Rotaria sordida
Lineage: Eukaryota; Metazoa; Rotifera; Eurotatoria; Philodinida; Philodinidae
Source: the annotation of a GenBank genome assembly